Syzygium oleosum is the source of this 3257-nucleotide messenger RNA. Its product is annotated as trihelix transcription factor GTL1. The record is from RefSeq and is a predicted model, not a curated record. The transcript has 3 exons. The coding region runs from base 197 to 2509 and encodes 770 amino acids. Lineage: Eukaryota; Viridiplantae; Streptophyta; Magnoliopsida; Myrtales; Myrtaceae.
UCUCUCUAGGAGGUGGGUGGGGGGACGCGAGAAGCUGCUGAUCAAGUGACCCUCUUUCUUGUUUCUGGAGCACCAGAGAGGAGAGGAGGAGAGGCAUCAAGAUCUGCAUCUGCAUGUCAUUCUUGGAACCCCCCUCCCCUCCUUCUUGACCCCAAUUCAGCUUCAGGAGGGGUGGAGCAGAUUAACCUGCGGAGCGAUGCAGCCAGGAGGAGGGUCCCACUCCCACUACGGCGGCCCGCCUCCCCCCGCCGAGCCCCCCUCGGCCGCCGCCCCCGCCCCCGCCCCCCAGCACCAGCAACACAUGGUGGUUGAGGAGGCCUCCCCGAUAAGCAGCCGCCCGCCCGCGCCUUCCGGCCUCGACGAAAUCCUGCCGCUCUCGGGCGGCGACAUGGACGCCCUCGCCGCGGCGGCGGACGUGGGCGGGAGCAGCGGCGGGGGCGGCGGCGGCGGAGGGAACCGGUGGCCGCGGCAGGAGACGCUGGCGCUCCUCAGGAUCAGGUCCGAGAUGGACGCAGCGUUCCGGGACGCCACACUCAAGGGUCCACUCUGGGAAGAUGUCUCCAGAAAGCUAGGUGAACUCGGAUACAGAAGAAGUGCCAAGAAAUGCAAAGAGAAGUUCGAGAACGUCCACAAGUACUAUAAAAGGACCAAAGAAGGCCGUGCUGGUCGUCAAGACGGCAAGACCUACAAGUUCUUCUCCGAGCUCGAAGCCCUCCACAGCACCGCCGCCGCCACUGUCGGAAUGUCGCCAGCUCCGGGUGGUGGUGCUGCCGCUGUCGCUGCAGCCCCGGGCGGUCUCUCGGUGCCCCCGGUUUCAAUCGGGAUAUCGUUCGCCAACCCCGUCCCAAUCUCCUCCCUCCGCGUCCAGCCUUCCGUCUUGACGCCUCACCCGCCCCAUACCCACCACAUAUUUGCACCCACCACAGCACCCGGGCUGGCAGCCCCACCCGCGGUGUUGGCUAGCCCGAUGGGAUUGAUCUUCUCGUCAAACAGUUCAUCCUCGUCUGGCAGAUCGGAGGACGAGGACGAUGACGAGGAGGAUGAAGAGGAAGGCGAGCCGUCCACCACGGGCAGUAGCCGCAAGCGGAAGAGGGGGCCGGGCGAGACGAGCGGCAGCGGCGGUGGGAACCACCGUAGGAUGAUGGAGCUCUUCGAGGGACUGAUGAAGCAGGUGAUGCAGAAGCAGGAGGAGAUGCAGAAGAGGUUCUUGGAGGCCAUAGAGAAGAGGGAACAGGAUCGGAUGAUAAGAGAGGAGGCGUGGCGGCGGCAGGAGAUGGCCAGGCUGGCCCGGGAGCACGAGAUCGCGGCCCAGGAGCGCGCCGCCUCCGCCUCGAGGGAUGCAGCCAUCGUCUCAUUCUUGCAGAAGAUCACAGGUCAGAAGAUCCAUCUGCCAACAACGCCAGCGACUGUGACGACUGGCGUUCCCCUUCCCUCUCCGGCCCCGCCACCCAAACCACAGGUUCAACCAACCCAUGCCGCUCCUCAUCCACAACCGCCGAUGCCACCACCUCCGACGUAUCAAGAGCAACCGCAGCAGCAGCAGCGACAGAACAUCAGGGUCGUCACGCAUCCACUGCCCGCUUCGACCGAAAUAAUCAUGGCUGUCCCCGAGCAGCAAGUGCCGCCACAGUCUCAAGAACUCAUCCUUAGUGGCGGAAGUGGUGGGGAGCCAUCAUCCUCUUCGAGGUGGCCGAAAGUGGAAGUGCUCGCACUGAUAAAGCUGCGGAGCGGGCUUGAGUCGAGGUAUCAAGAGGCUGGCCCUAAGGGGCAGCUGUGGGAGGAAAUCUCUGCUGGCAUGGCGAGGAUGGGGUACAAGAGGAGCGCCAAGAGGUGCAAGGAGAAGUGGGAGAACAUCAACAAGUACUUCAAGAAGGUGAAGGAGAGCAACAAGAAGCGGCCCGAGGAUGCCAAGACCUGCCCGUACUUCCACGAGCUCGAUGCCCUUUACAGGAGGAAGGUACUCGGCGGUGGUGGCACAACCAGCGGCGCAGCUGCCACCUCCGGGUCCGCAGGGUUUAGGGCCGAGCUGUCUCCGAGUACGGCGAACUUGGAUGCUCGUCCGGUAAUCGCUCAGGAUCCACCGCCGCCGCCGCCGCCGCAGGCGCAGGCGAGUGAGCCCGAACGUAAAGAUGGUGGCGGCAAUUCGGGUGCACAAGAGAGGAUAGUUGAAGAAGGAAACGGAGGAUCACUUAAGAAGCCAGAAGACACCGUGAAAGAGCUCAUAGGGCAAGGGCAACAUCAAAAUGAACACUUGGACUCGGAGCAACAACAUUUAACGGUAAAUAGCAGUAAUUACAGUGAUAAAAAGGAGGAGGCAGGUAACAGUGAUAACGUCGAAGAUCAGGAGGAAAAUGAAUUGGAAGAGGAUGAUGAAGAAAACGACGAGGAUGAAGAAUUGGAAGAGGAGAGGAAGAUGGCCUAUAAGAUUGAAUUCCAGAGGCCGAACGCAACAGCGCCCCCGAACGGCGGAGGAAGCGAGGCGCCGUCGUUUCUAGCCAUGGUUCAAUAGAGACCUCUACCGGUGGUGCGACAGCAGUUGGUGGUGGUGGUGGUGGAAUCCACCACCAUGCAAGAUUGUACCAUAUACACACAUGUAUCUGCUCAAAAAAGCUCUUUUUAAAACAUACCUUUCGAAAUUAUUUUUAAGCUCAAAGCCUAAUAAAUUUUAACAUUAUUGUUCCUUCUUUUUAUCUUUUCCCCUUCUUAAUUUCCAUCCCUUUCUCAUUCUUCUUCCCCUCCAAAAACACACCACCCUUCUUCAUCGCCUGUCUUCUUUGGUAGAAAAAUCACGAGAGCAAUUUUUGUGGCGGAGUUCUUCGAAGGCACUGUCGGUUUCCACCGCGCCCCCGUGUCUCCCCGAUUCGUUCGAUUCAUUUGGUGAAUAAAAUGUAGCAACUUGGGAGGGCAAAGUGGAAGGGAAACUUGGUAUCGAGAAAGGAGGAGAAUAAAGCUUGCCAAGAGAAAGCAGCAUUCAAUUCUUGAAGAGGUGAGAGAGACAAGAAAUUCAAAGAGAGCCACUUGAAAGAAGAGUGCACAUGGAAGAAGAAGAAGAAGAAGAAGAAGAAGAAGUUGAUCUCAUUUGGUCGUUUCUGCUUGAUAUAAUUGCUUCACUUAGGAUUCUCUCUCGUUUCUUCGGUUGUAUGAGUUCAAAAGCAGCUGGGUCUUUGUUGUUUUUUUUUUCAUCUCACUUUUGAUUUAUUGCAAUUGUAUAAUAACUCUCAUUGUCCAUGUUAAUUAAUUUAACCCUUUCUUUAACA